UCCGCGUCGGUUGAGGCCAUACUGGAGGAAGUGACAGGUCAGGCUUAUGAUCUUGCGGACUUUCAGGUUGAUUACGUGGGUCAGCCCGUAGUGGAAUUGUGGAUGUACACCACGGCCACCCAAACGUCAACGAUAAGCUCUACGUCAGACUCGAGCACUUGGUCAGACUCGAGCACUACGUCGUCAAGCACCACCACCAGGAAGAUUUGUUUCGAGAACUCGGUGCCGUACAUGCUGGACGUGGCCGACAGUUCGUCCUGCAUUGGCAUAUUCUCGGGCGAGAGUUGUUCGCCAGCCUGCGUCUCAGGAUACACACUCGUCGCCCCGAUCAAUUGCACGGACACCAGUGAUCCCGAUGACACCUUCGGUGAGUUCACUUACAACCCGCUGGUUUGCGUGGCCGCUCCGUACGUUCAGUCGCUCGACUCGGCAGAGGUAUUGCUCGUGGAGGCGGCCCUCGUCGGAAACGAAACUGAUUUAAAUUUCAGUGCCAAGGGAGAACAGGCUGCGAUCAUCAGCGCGUUCAGCACGGUCCUCAGCUUGAGCACCGGCCAGGUCUACCUGGUCACGGCCGCAGUCCUCAACUCUGACUCGGAGUCCAGCAUCCCGUCGAGGCGCCUGUCUGCCGAGCAGGGGCUGUGGAUGAAGGUCAUGCUCCAGAUGUACCCAGCGAAUAGCGCGACAGCCCUUGUGGCCAGCCUUGCCAGUCUCAACGCAGACGGGGGCCCCUUCACAGAGGCGCUCAUCGCGGCCCUAGGAGAUGCUGACAUCACCGUCCCGACAGGCCUCGCCAACGCCACGCUCCACGUUGGGACGCCAGAGCUCUCCACCGCCAUCGUCCCCGUGGCUCGCUGGGAGGCCCAGACAGCAUGGUCGGAGUGCAGCACGGACUGCGGCGUGGGACAGCGGACCCGACUGGUGGAGUGCUUGACCGGCAUCGUGGACCUGUGCAACGCGAAUGCCCCGCCCGACUACACCAUGGAGACGUACGAGCCCAACACUGAGAAAUGCCAGAAGUACACCAAUUGCCCCUACGACUGGACCUGCCCCAGCGGCCCUGAUGUGUCCACGGGCGAGGGCUGCGAAACACAGGCCUCUUUCGUGGUAGGUGCGAUGGUUGUUGCGUUCUUCAUCGUGACUUGCAUCGUGCUCCGGUGCCUUCGGAAUCUACACGCGAAGCAAGCUCGCACGAGCGAGCCCAACAAGAAAGGCUCCCGGGAAAAAUCCGACGAAGGCACCAGGCAGCACCCCACCGACGACAGGAGGAUUGACAUCGAGUGGACGAGGGAGGACGGAGUCUUGGUCAACAGCGGGCGCCGCCGUCCGCCUGCCCCUGGGGCCCCCUCCCCUGAGCCCAGCCCCCGCCGCUCCGCUCGCAGCCGUGGCUCCCAUGACAUCGAGUGGACGAAGGAGGACGAGAGCACCGACGACCGCGCUCGCCGGACGCCCCGCUCACUCAGCAAUGGCCGCGCUCCCCAGUCGGCCCGCCAUGGCAGCCGCAGCUCCCCCCGCAGCUCCCCGAGGCUGAACUUCGCCGUGUAGGGCGGCCGCCCCUCCGCGCCACUCGGCACGGCGCAGGGCCGACGCGCACACCGCGCCGGGCGAGCGCUGCCGCAGUCGACGGGCUCAGCUGGGGGCCGCCAGCGCCGCCGCGCCGCAGCCGUGGCGGCGGAGGCACAUGGGAGUAGCAAUGCCGACCACAGUUGCCGCGCUCUGCUGGCAGUCCCCGCACAGGCUGCCCGCAGCGGCCGCGCUGCCCGCUGCACUGCAGGGUGUGUCCGCGCUGCCGAUCUGAGUAGCGUGCCAGCUCGAUGGAGCUCCAGUGCGCCGGUUCCCAGACACCCUCGGGCCAUGAAAGCAUCACGACGGUUUGUUUGUCCUGGCACAUGCGAUGGGGAACAAAAGAAGAGGGACGGGGCAGAGAGGGCGGCGGCCGCGGGGUCCUUGUAAUUGUCGGGCGACUCUCGGUCCCUGUACCGAUGGCACGCGCUCCGCAGUCUUUCCCCCCCCCCGCACGCCGCACGCCGCGGCGGUCGCGCCCGCGCAUCUGGGCAGCCUCCGUGUAGAGUCUUUAAGUGCAUAGAGUAGUUAAAGGCGCAUUGUGCGUCGAGCCUUUCAGUGCACCAGGUGUCCCACAAAUUUUAUGGCUCCGUGGGGUCAUCGAGGGACCAAGAAUUCCCGUCGGGCAAAUGCUGGCAAACGGAUUAUUCC
This is a messenger RNA of Prorocentrum cordatum, 2211 nucleotides long. The record is from the annotation of a GenBank genome assembly. NCBI's taxonomy places the organism in Eukaryota, Dinophyceae, Prorocentrales, Prorocentraceae.